CCCCCUCCUCCCUUCGACUCUUCACUGCUCUCUCACAAUUGCCUCUCCAAGAAAGAGAGAGAUUUGCAGAGCAGGGGCAGGGCAAUGGCAUUGGAAACCUACGCAGUGCAAAACCGUGAUAAUAUCCACGCUGACGUCCUCUAUGAAGCAAGACAAGCGUGCUACAAGGCUCGAGACGCGUUCUAUGCGUGUUUGGAGAGGGAAUCCAACAAGAAACCCACCGAAAUCGCGUCGGUAGGACUACUGUACCCGGUCGAGUGCAAGAAAUCUAGGGUUGAGUAUGUGAAGCAAUGUCGACCUACUUGGGUGAAGCAUUUCGAUAGGCAGCAUGCUUCCAAGAAGAGGCUUCAGAGGUUUUUGGUUGACAGUGAGUCCAGGAGAGGUCCGUUGACACUUCCACAGCCUUACACUUUCAAGUCCAGUCAUUGAUUUCUGUGCAUACAUAUAGGAAAAUUAUAAACACGGGUUCAUCUUGAUUUUAUUGUUUCGAAUCGCCAAUAUUUCAUGAUCAACCAUUUGGGCUAUAUGUACCGUCUUGCAGUAGAAAUUCAUUGUUUCUCCUACUUGGUAUUAAUAGUUUCAACUGAAAGCUGGAAAAAGGUGCACCUUUUUAUAUUUGAACUCGGGGCAAGUCUGAGACUGUUGCUUUGAAUAGUUAUGAUAUUACUUACUUCAUGGUUGUCUCUGGUUACUUCAAUUCCAAAUGAACUUUUGGAAUUCAUUUUCUUGUGAUUGUUGCUCAUUUUCAGGGGGACCUUUUUUUUUUCCCCUUUUUUUGUUGGAAGUAUUUAAGUAAAUUGGCUUUAUUGGGCUGGGUCGAU
This is a messenger RNA of Diospyros lotus (date-plum), 821 nucleotides long. RefSeq lists its product as uncharacterized. The coding region runs from base 85 to 429 and encodes 114 amino acids. Gene Ontology annotation, cellular component: respiratory chain complex IV; mitochondrion. The transcript is spliced from 3 exons. Lineage: Eukaryota; Viridiplantae; Streptophyta; Magnoliopsida; Ericales; Ebenaceae. The record is from RefSeq and is a predicted model, not a curated record.